This is a messenger RNA of Bactrocera latifrons, 1125 nucleotides long. It is a transcript of the gene Echs1, whose product is annotated as probable enoyl-CoA hydratase, mitochondrial. Lineage: Eukaryota; Metazoa; Arthropoda; Insecta; Diptera; Tephritidae. The transcript has 4 exons. Bases 146 to 1027 code for a protein of 293 amino acids. Gene Ontology annotation, molecular function: enoyl-CoA hydratase activity. Gene Ontology annotation, biological process: fatty acid beta-oxidation. The record is from RefSeq and is a predicted model, not a curated record. Gene Ontology annotation, cellular component: mitochondrion.
UUUGCACGCGUUUAGAUUCACAGCAAAACAAGAUCAGUCAGAGAAUGUAAAGUCUCUGCUGUAGCACCAGCAACUAGCAUUUUAUUCUGUUUCCAGACCUUGUAGCGUGUGUGGCAUUCGUUGAUUUCAAUUAAAUAGCGCAAAGAUGGCGAAUAUUGCAAAACUUUUGGCUGGACGUGCCCAGCAUGUACUACAAGUGGCCGCAAAGCAGCCACAGUUGGCACCGCGUUUCUUCGCCUCUGCCGCCAACUUGGAGUAUAUCAAGCACGAAGUGACUGGUGAAAAGAAGAAUGUCGCCGUUAUCACAUUGAAUCGCCCCAAAGCGCUUAAUGCUCUGUGCAAUGGUCUAAUGUCGGAACUGAGUCAAGCACUCGACACUUAUGAACGUGACGCGAAUGUUGCCGCUAUUGUUAUCACUGGUAGCGAGAAAGCAUUUGCAGCUGGCGCUGAUAUUAAAGAAAUGCAAUCGAACACCUAUGCCGAUUGCAUUAUGGGUAACUUCCUUAAUGACUGGACACGUGUUGCACGCUGUCAGAAACCCAUUAUUGCCGCCGUGAAUGGUUAUGCCUUGGGUGGUGGCUGUGAACUGGCUAUGAUGUGCGACAUCAUUUAUGCUGGUGAAAAAGCGAAAUUCGGUCAGCCAGAAAUUGCUUUAGGCACUAUUCCCGGUGCUGGUGGCACUCAGCGUUUGACACGUGCUGUUGGUAAAUCAAAGGCUAUGGAAAUCUGUUUGACUGGCAAUAUGAUAACUGCUGUGGAGGCGGAGAAAAUGGGUUUGGUGAGCAAGGUAUUGCCCGCCGAUCAGUUGGUUAGCGAAGCUAUCAAAUUGGGUGAGAAGAUUGGCACACACUCCGGUUUGAUUGUGCAACUUUGCAAAGAGGCCGUAAAUACAGCAUACGAAACUACACUACAAGAAGGUUUGAAGUUCGAACGCAGAACCUUCCAUGCCACAUUCGCAACUGAGGACCGUAAGGAAGGCAUGACUGCUUUCGUUGAGAAGCGUCCAGCCAAAUUCAGUAAUCUUUAAACUUUAAGCAAAAAGAAAAGCAUUUGGUUCAUAUAUGGAAACUAAUGUCUGGAACUUYAUGCCAGUUUUGCAUUUAUAUGUUAUUUUAUCUUAAAUAU